Messenger RNA from Triticum turgidum subsp. durum (durum wheat), 2046 nucleotides. Lineage: Eukaryota; Viridiplantae; Streptophyta; Magnoliopsida; Poales; Poaceae. The record is from the annotation of a GenBank genome assembly.
AUGCAGUCCUCUCCGGUGAAGAAUGUCAUGUACCCCAUCUGGGCCCUCUCAUUGCUGAUGGCUGCUGGGUGCACCAACGCCGUCAAGGUCUACGAGCUCAAUGACAACAGGCAAUGGAAGCAGAUGCUUUUCAAUAGUUUCCAGUAUUGCGCCUACGCUUCUUUAAUCUGCUGGCUCCUUUUGCCUUAUAGCAUGAGCAUCGUGGGAUAUUACCGCCAAUUCUUCCACAUGCUCGCGCCGUCGAGCUACUUUGCAGUUCUUAAGUCUCCUUCAAGUGUUGUCAAUCUUCUCACUAUUUGUUCUAUAUUAACGGUGCUCAUGGGCAGAGAGCUUGCAUGUCUGCUGGUUGAGUUCGGCUACUUGAGGGCCAGAGCAGUUGCCAAGUUCAUGAAGAACCUGCGUCCUGCAGCAGCAGCUAAUGGUGGUGAUGGGCUCAAUCCUGCCAGGAUGAAAGGGUACAAUUACCCUGUUCACAUUGAUGGAUUUGGCGGUCAUGUCACCAUCGACCAGAUCUGGGACUGUGAAGGCAGUCUCCUCAUGUCAGGUACUGAACACUGCAAAAAGCUCAAGGACUUGUGCCUGGCUUACGCCAUGUAUCAGCAAUUGAAGCAGCGCUACUACGGGAUGUCAUUCACUGAGGAACACCUUCAGGAAACCUGUGACUUUGUCUUCAAGGGGUUGCAACGGACAGAAGAUGACUAUGAGAGAGCUUUCCGUAUUGUGGAAAUGGAGCUGGGGUUCUGCCAUGACUACUUCUUUACAAAACAUGCUAUUAUCUUUGAACUGGAGGCAACAUUCUUCGUUCUCUUCCUCGCGAGGAUUUUUCUCAUUGCCACAUGUGUAUCCUUUGUCGUGCACCGUACACUAUCCGUCAAGACACACAGCGCUAUCAUUGAAGUGCACUCCAAAAGGGCUGACCACAUCAUCACUCUCCUUGUUUUGGCCACAUUCCUCCUCAUAGAAAUUCUUCAAGCAACAUUUUAUUUGGCCUCGGAUUGGUGCAAGGUGUCAGUUACUUGUAGGUAUGUCAACAGAUCUUGUUAUCGCCACAAUGCUUUCAUUCAGAAGCUUAUUGGAUAUAUUGGCAGAUUUGCCAUUUUCGGGUACUGGAAGAAUAAGAUUGGCCAGUACUCAAUAAUUCCGCGUAUCACUGCUGCUGAUUUGUCUGGCGACAGUCAACCAGUAAACCUGUUGCAAACAGUCAAGCGGGCUAUUGCUAGCUCCCUAAUAUCAUGUGAAUGUCCACCAACUAAUGGAGAAAGGUCAUUACAUGGGAACCAUGUCCUCGGAGAGUUUUUUUGGGCAUUGCAGGGCCAAUGUCAAACUGAGACCAUGUUAAUUUGGAGCAUCGCCACUGAUUACUGCCAUAUGACUCCCCCUACCGGGGACGGGGAGCACAUGAAUGGGGCGUCUGAAAAUGAACAAGACACAAAGGUGAGGAGGAACGUAUCAGUUUGCCUAUCAAGAUAUUGCACGUACUUGAUGAACUCUGCCCCAGAACUGCUUCCAAGACACUUUGGAGAUACAAAGUCGGCCAUGGCUGAAGUAAAAGGUGAAGCAUACGAAGCUCUAAGAUCCCAGAAUGUUUCUUCCAGCCCAGGCUUAACAUCCCAGAAUGCUAAUUCUGAAUCGGGCGGUUCGAGCUUAAGACUCCAGAAUAUUUCAUAUUUUCAGAGAAAUGAGGUUGAACUCCCAACCUUUGUUUCGAUCGAUGCAUCCCAGAAGAUUUACCAGGCUAUGAAUCGUUUACAAGACCAAGAGGAAGACAGAAGCAUCUUCAUGAGAGGUGUGAAGCUUGGCAAGCAGCUAGAGGGCAUACUGAGCAGUGCUCUUCGCUGGAAGUUAAUCGCGGAUUUCUGGGCUGAGAAGAUCCUCUACAUCGCACCAUCAGACAAUGUAAAAGGACACAUGGAACUUCUCGCAAAGGGAGGAGAGUUUCUCACCCACAUCUGGGUCCUCCUUACUCAUGCUGGCAUCCUCAAGAUUAACAGGGAGGAAGGUAACAACACCACGCCCAGGCGCCAACCAUCCCAAGGAGAUGUCUAG